AUGCUUCCACGCACGCACGCACGAACACACGCACACGAAGUAAAUCUGUCAGACGUGAUAGAGGACUCGACGAAGAUCAUCCCUUAUCCGCUCGUACGAAGCGCAGUGGUCCCGACGGAACGCGAUCGUCUCACAGUCGCGAUUCAUCCCCGGCGACCAUGUUCGCUCUUGCGGGUCUGGCCGGCGCGUGGAGCCGGCGCGUGGAGCGGGCGGUUCGGCCCGGCGCUCCGAGUCCCGGAGACGCCGGGGGACGUGGACUGUCGGUGGGCGAGGAGGGCGCUGGGGUCGCGGAGUCCGGUGACGACGGUCGCGGUCGAGAGGGGGACGAAGUCCGGUGACGGGUUCCUCAGUGAGCUGUCGAGCGUCCACGCCGUUUUCCGCGACGGAAGUUCGAUCCGUUUCCUGUUGAAGACGCUGCCGAAGCACGCGGUGUUCCGAGCGUGGGCGCUCCGAGCCGCCUUCGCCGCCCUGGCCGACUUCCACGCCCUCGGCCUGGCUCACAAGGGGGAGCUGCAGGCCCGCGGCACCACGUACGGCGAGGAGUACCCGGUCCCGACGAGGACCACGAUGGCCGCGUUGGAGCGAGACAUCCUCGGAGACGCCAUCGAGAACCCGGCCGUGUUCCUCGAACGGGCGGGGAUGGAGGAGGAGAAGGUGGAGCGAGUGAGGAGGUUCCGGGUGGGGGCACGGGAGCGAUUCGCGUUCGGGAGUCUUCCGCGAGAGCCAGUGGCGACGCUCGGGCACGGAGACUUCUGGUGCAACAACGUGCUGGUGAGGGGGGAGGGCGAGGAGGGAGAAGAGGGAGAGGAGGGCGAGGCGGUGCGCUUGGACUUCCAGCAGGUGGAAUACGGGAAGGCUUGCCUGGAUUUGGUGUAUUUUCUGCUCACGAGCACGGAUCGGGAUCUGAGGCGGGAGCAUCAGGACGGACUUCUCAGCUUCUACUUCCCUCGAUUCCUGGAAUCCUGCUCGAAGCUCGGACUCGACGCGGAGCGGGAAUUCCGUUACGGACGGGACGAUUUCCUCGAGGAUUUCGACGGGAGCUGGGAAGCGGGACCGAACCUCGCCGCCGUCGCCCUCCCGGUCCGUCUCGACUGCGACCCGGCGGCGAAGGGGCGUCGGUCGACCGGGGCCGGCGAGGACGCGGACUUCAUGCGGGAGAAUCGGGGAGAAUCCCAGUUCGACAUCACCUACGAAGUGGACACCCCGCUCUGCUCCAUGAAAGAGCUGGACGACUUCAACCGGCACCGGCCGAGAAGCGGCAGCGACUCCGACCAGGAAUCGAGCUGCGUGUCGCGAGGAGGAUCCACGUCCAUGCGCACCCCCAGCGUCACCGUGGAGGUCGAGGCGAGGAGGUCGGGUGAGUCCAGCCGGGUGAGGAGCCCGGUGGACCAGGGAGGAGUUACGUGGAUCAGGGGGGGUCGUCAGGCGGAAGCCAUUGAGUCACUUUUGAAAGAGGAAGGCACUACAAAGGCACUACGCUUCGAAAGGCGUCAUGCUUGUCCAGAGCAGGAAUACUACACAGCUCUGCUCAUUCAGCCUUUGCUAGUUAAUCUAUCCCUAUAA
This is a messenger RNA of Darwinula stevensoni, 1563 nucleotides long. Lineage: Eukaryota; Metazoa; Arthropoda; Ostracoda; Podocopida; Darwinulidae. The record is from the annotation of a GenBank genome assembly.